This is a messenger RNA of Melampsora larici-populina 98AG31, 1146 nucleotides long. RefSeq lists its product as uncharacterized. The transcript has 5 exons. NCBI's taxonomy places the organism in Eukaryota, Fungi, Basidiomycota, Pucciniomycetes, Pucciniales, Melampsoraceae. The record is from RefSeq and is a predicted model, not a curated record. Bases 286 to 1008 code for a protein of 240 amino acids.
AAAAGAAAAAGUUGAAAUGAUUCAAAUCAGUUCAAGUCGUGACUUCUUCUCUCACGCUGACAUUUGAAUUUUAACUUGACACCCACACAGCCCAACACUGACCUUGAGUCUGAAGUUUGAAAAUGGUCUUGUUCUUUACUUUUUCUCUUGACUCUGGACUCUGGACUCUUCAUCCGUAUCAUAUAUCCCUCGCAAACUUAUAAUCACACUCUUUUUCAUCGUGUUUCAAUUUUCAUCAUCAUUCCCGACGGGCACCAUCAACUGAGGUCUCAAUCACAUAUCAAAAUGAACGGGAGACGAACAAUAAUCUUGCUGAGCCUCUUUGGGUGGGCCACCAUUGUCAUAGGAUCCAGUUCCAGAUACGAAGCGGUAUCACAUUCAUUACACGCUCGAUCAAUUGAAGAAGCUUUAAAAACUUUUCCAAAGCGAGACAAGAUCACAGAGAAUUUACAAUACUCACGUCCUUUACCACCCUUAGCACCAUUUUGGUCACAAACGCCACCACCGGUUGAAACUGUAGCUAUCAUCUCAAAGGAAUACGAAGCAUUCAUACCAGAGUUAUGUGCUUCUCGUGAAGCUAUUUCGAAAGAUAUCAAACUUGAUGAUGCUGUGAAAAGUUUAUCGGAUGUUGAAAAUAAGUUUUCUAAUGUUGUUAAUAAAUUCGGACCUACUUGUGAUGGACCUGAUAAACCUACUCGUGAUGAAUUGAUAAAGUUACAGAAAAUUUAUAUCAAAAUCUUUUCUGAACUUGAACAAAUCUUAGAUUUGUUUGAAGAAAAAUGGCCUGGAGAAUUUGUUGAUAAAAUCUCAAGUGUUUCUACAGGAUUUAGUAAUUCAUUUCAAGUUCUAGUUAGUAUGGGUUUAAAUUUGAAAUUGGAUGUGAAUUGUAUUUUGGAUUUCCUUCAUAUCAAAGCUUUCACAACAGCAAAUAUUGAUAUUUUAGGAAUCAUUUUAUUGAGUCGAAAAGUUAAUUCGAAACUUCAUCAAGGUCAACCAUUGAGGUUUUGAAAUACAUAUGACUUGAAUUGGAUUAUUUUAUUAACUGUCUCUUAUCAGAUACUUGAUCUUGAAUUAAGUCUUUGUAUUUAUGCUUGAAGGAUUUUUUUGGAUUCGCAAUUGAAGUCUUUUAAUCGAUUUUUAUCAAGU